UGUCGACAACGCUAUAUUUAUGAGACACGUUUUGGACGCGCUGUGGAUUUUGUAGUGACAGUUUACAGUUAAACUCGAUUAAAUAUCUUACGGAAAUUCACGCGGGAAUCUUCACUAUUAAGUAACGAGUUGUCCAUACGCCACGUGUCGUUUCUUUAUUAGUCCCCUAUUCUUCACUUUCAUACUUUCGUUCCAUUUUCAGCAACAGUUUCAAACCAGAGCAGAACCAUUCAUUUCUCAUUCAUCACUUUCAAUGGCUACUCAAAACCCUAAUCCAAGAAAUUCACUCUACCCUCAAGUUAUCGAUUCCAAUCCCGAUGCUCCUUCUCAACUCCAUCACACCAAUCCUUCAAAUCUCUAUCCUUCAAUCGACUUCAACGAUCUCGUUCAAAAUCUCUUCCCCGACGAUAUCACCGCCGGAAGCAAUCCUACUUCACCUUCUGCACCGCCGGAAAAAACCACCGAAGAAGAAAUCCUCGUCAAGAUCCCCGGUGCCAUUCUCAACCUUAUUGAUAAAGAAUACAGUGUCGAACUCGCUUCCGGUGACUUCACCGUCGUCCGUCUCCAUCAAGGUGAAAAUUCCAUCGCUGUCUAUGCUCGGAUCGCUGAUGAAAUCCAAUGGCCGCUUGCAAAAGAUGAAACCGCUGUUAAAGUCGAUGACUCUCACUACUUUUUCUCAUUCCGUGCACCUAAGGAUUUCGAUUCAGAUGAAGAAGAAGAAGAGGAUCGGAAUAAGAAGAACAAAUUUGACUCCGAUUUGUUGAGCUAUGGUUUAACGAUUGCGUCAAAAGGACAAGAACGUUUGUUGAAGGAGCUGGAUGUGAUUUUGGAGAAUUGCAGUAGCUUUUCUGUGCAGAAGGUUACGGAGAAGGCGAAGAAAGGAGAGGCGUUAGAUGGAUCGAUGGCGAAGGAGGUUUCCCCGAAGGAUUUGGAGUCGAAGAAGAAGAAGGAGGUAAUGGAAGGACAAUGUGCGGCGUAUUGGACUACAUUGGCUCCUAAUGUGGAGGAAUAUAGUGGAAGUGCUGCUAGGUUGAUAGCUUCGGGUUCUGGACAUGUGAUUAAAGGGAUUUUGUGGUGUGGUGAUGUGACUAUGGAUAGGUUGCAAUGGGGGAAUCAGGUUAUGAAGAAAAGGUUGGCUUCUGGUUCGCGUGCUACUGAGAUUAGUCCUCAAACCUUGAAGCGGAUUAAAAGGGUCAAGAGAGUGACCAAAAUGACAGAGAAAGUUGCAAAUGGGUUGCUCUCUGGAGUCGUGAAAGUGUCUGGAUUUUUCACCAGUUCAGUGGUAAACUCGAAGGCUGGAAAGAAGUUUUUCAGCCUUUUACCAGGGGAAGUUGUGCUUGCAUCAUUGGAUGGAUUCAGUAAAGUGUGCGAUGCUGUUGAAGUGGCCGGAAAAAAUGUCAUGUCAACGACAUCCACUGUGACAACUGAACUUGUCGAUCACAGGUAUGGAGAACAAGCUGCACACGCUACAAGUCAAGGGCUUGAUGCUGCUGGUCAUGCUUUAGGUACUGCAUGGGUUGCAUUUAAGAUUAGGAAGGCUAUUAAUCCUAAGAGUGUCCUUAAACCUACCAGCCUGGCCAAAACUGCUGCUAAAGCUGCAGCUUCUGAUUUUAAGUCUAGUAAGUCCAAGUCCAAGUCCAAGUCCAAGUAAUUUAUGGCAGAAACUAUUGUAAUAUAGUUUAGGUUUGACCAUCCUGCCAUCAAAAGCUGUUGCUUUCAGCUUUAAAUUUGCCGCUUUUUUCUUACGAAAGAAAGGGAGGGGCAUAUUAAUAUAGCAUAUUUGUUGUAUUUAUGGUUUUUUUUUCUGUGCAUGUGUAAUAUUUGGAUUUCUCCUGAUUUUUAUAAUAGGAUAUAAUCUUUAAAAAGCAUCAUAUUUAUCAUGUAAAGAUCAACAAUGUCUUGUAAUUUCCAACCAUGUUCUGCUUUCCAUA
This is a messenger RNA of Trifolium pratense (red clover), 1931 nucleotides long. RefSeq names its product protein EARLY-RESPONSIVE TO DEHYDRATION 7, chloroplastic. Gene Ontology annotation, cellular component: plasma membrane. The coding region runs from base 254 to 1651 and encodes 465 amino acids. The transcript is spliced from 4 exons. The record is from RefSeq and is a predicted model, not a curated record. NCBI's taxonomy places the organism in Eukaryota, Viridiplantae, Streptophyta, Magnoliopsida, Fabales, Fabaceae.